Molecule: messenger RNA, 572 nt
Organism: Pomacea canaliculata
Lineage: Eukaryota; Metazoa; Mollusca; Gastropoda; Architaenioglossa; Ampullariidae
Exons: 3
Coding region: 8-343 (111 amino acids)
Source: RefSeq, a predicted model, not a curated record
UGAUCACAUGACCACCGACACCUGUGCAGGUCUGUUCACGCUGUUGUCUGUCGUCACGAUGAGGAAGGUGCAAGUUCUCAUACUUUUGGUCAUCAGUCUUCUUCCCCACACCGACGCAUUCUAUUGCGCAUGCGCGAAGGAGGCGGUCAACGUGCGACUCGGUCCAGGAACUAAUUACCCCAAGGUCUCUACGCUGUACCCCGGGUACUGUUUGAUGUACCACCGGGUGAUCCUCUUGAGUGGUGGUUACUACUGGAUGAAGGUCGUGUACGACGGUCAGAAUGCCUGGGUGGCUUCUAACUGGGUCUCAGUGACACCAUGCGAGAAGACAUCCCUCUACUAACAAGUGAAGCACUCAACUGAGGACCUGCCCAAGCUCAUCUCAUUCUCAUCGAACUCUCGUUGCCUCACACGUCCUCUACCUCCUGUGUUGCCUCCACGAAUGACUCAGGCUUACCCAACAGUCACGUGUGAUAAUCUGGUAAAGAGUUGUUAUUGAGAAUCUUUAUUGACUAUUUCGCUAGAGCUAGUCCGCUGAGAGGUGUUCUCAUAAUAAAAAUGAUUUGAACGUA